AGGAGGAACCGGGAGAAACCGGGAGGAACCGGGAGAAACCGGGAAAAACCGGGAGAAACCGGGAGAGGAGCCGGGAGAAACCGGGAGGAACCGGGAGAAACCGGGAGAAACCGGGAGAGGAGCCGGGAAAAACCGGGAAAAACCGGGAGAAUCCCGGGAGGAACCGGGAGGAACCGGGAAAGGAGCCGGGAGAAACCGGGAAAAACCGGGAAAGGAGCUGGGAGAAACCGGGAGAAAUCAGGAGGAACCGGGAGAAACCGGGAAAAACCGGGAGAAACCGGGAGAAAUCGGGAAAAACCGGGAAAGGAGCCGGGAGAAACCGGGAGAAACCGGGAGAAAUCGGGAAUAACCGGGAGAAACCGGGAAAGGAGCCGGGAGGAUCCCGGGAGAACCCGCGGGGCAGGACCCGGGAGAAACCGGGGAGAAACGGGGGAGGAGCCGGGAGAAACCGGGAAAGGAGGCAGGAGAAACCGGGGAGGAUCCGCAGGGCAGGACCGGGAGAAACCGGGGAGAAACCGGGGAGAAACCGGGGAGGAACCGGGGAGGAACCGGGGAGAAACCGGGGAGAAACCGGGAGAAUCCCGGGAGAAACCGGGGAGGAACCGGGGAGGAUCCGGGGAGGAUCCGGGAGGAACCGGGGAGGAUCCGGGGAGGAUCCGGGGAGGAUCCGGGGAGGAACCGGGGAGGAUCCGGGGAGGAUCCGGGGAGGAACCGGGGAGGAUCUGGGGAGGAACCGGGGAGGAUCCCAGGAGAACCCGCGGGGCAGGAGCUGGGAAAAACCGGGAGAAACCGGGAGGAACCGGGAGGAACCGGGAGAAUCCCGGGAGAAACCGAGGAGGAUCCCGGAGGAGCCGGGAGGGUCCAGGAAGGAUCCCGGGACGAUCCCGGGAGGAUCCACGGAGGGUCCCGGGAGGAUCUGUGGAAGGUCCUGGGAGGAUCCCGGACAGCUCAGCCAUGGAGGGUCCUGGAAGGGUCCACGGAGGGUCCCGGGAGGGUCCGGGAAGGAUCCCGGCUGGCUCAGCCGUGGAGGAGCUGGGGACGAUCCCGGGAGGGUCCUGGAAGGGUCCCAGGAGGAUCCCGGGAGGGUCUUGGAAGGGUCCACGGAGGAUCCCGGGAGGGUCCUGGGAGGGUCCACGGAGGGUCCACAGAGGGUCCCAGGAGGAUCCAUGGAGGGUCCUGGAAGGGUCCACGGAGGAUCCCGGGAGGAUCCCGGGCAGCUCAGCCCCAGAGGGUCCUGGGAGGAUCCAUGGAGGGUCCUGGAAGGGUCCCAGGAGGAUCCCGGGAGGGUCCUGGGAGGGUCCAGGGAGGAUCCCGGCUGGCUCAGCUGCAGAGGAGCUGGGGAGGAUCCCGGGAUGAUCCCGGGAAGGUCCUGGAAGGGUCCCAGGAGGAUCCCGGGAAGGUCCUGGGAGGGUCCCGGGAGGAUCUGUGGAAGGUCCCAGGAGGAUCCCGGCCGGCUCAGCCGCAGAGGGUCCAGGGAGGGUCCCAGGAGGGUCCAGGGAGGGUCCCAGGAGGAUCCACCGAGGGUCCCAGAAGGAUCCACCGAGGGUCCCAGGAGGAUCCACUGAGGGUCCCAGGAGGAUCCACCGAGGGUCCCAGGAGGAUCCACCGAGGGUCCCAGAAGGAUCCACCGAGGGUCCCAGGAGGAUCC
Messenger RNA from Cyanistes caeruleus (blue tit), 1648 nucleotides. The record is from RefSeq and is a predicted model, not a curated record. NCBI's taxonomy places the organism in Eukaryota, Metazoa, Chordata, Aves, Passeriformes, Paridae.